Molecule: messenger RNA, 2466 nt
Organism: Zootermopsis nevadensis
Lineage: Eukaryota; Metazoa; Arthropoda; Insecta; Blattodea; Termopsidae
Source: RefSeq, a predicted model, not a curated record
CACACACAUAGAUAGAUAGAUUGGGGUGUCUUUUGAGAAAAUCCAUGAGCCAGUCUUUCUGUGCAAGAAUGUUUGCUUUGGGAGAAAUUUUCUUGUGUUGUUUCUGCAUACACAUUUGCCAGACACCUCUGUUUAGAGGGUGUAACCCCAUAAGAAAACUUUAGCAAUAUGACUUACAAUGUCAUUUUCAUCCUGUGCAGCAAAAACAUAUUUUCUGAGGGCAAACCAAAAAUAUUUCCUGCUUUAUGUUUUGCGAUAUUGCAACCCUAGAAACGUUCUGAUUUAACUGUCCAUAUCCUGUAUCAUAGAUGGUUAAAACGUUAAAGGCUGCUGCAUUGUUUGUAUAACGUACAAUAUAGAUGGGUUUCAGGGUUGCUGCAUUGUUUUGAAGGCUACGGCAUAAUUGGAGCUGCUAUAUUGUUUCCACGUACGACUGCGGAGAUGGCUUUCAGGGCUACGGAAUUGUUUCCAAAAUUAUGGCAUAGAUGGCUGCAGGUAUUAAGGCUGCUCCAUUUUUCCACUAUCCAUGAGUAUUUUUUCCUUUUUUACUCUGUAGGAAGCAUCCGUAGAAAUUUCGAUUCAUUUAAUAGGAGAUGGUUUAAAAUAAUAAUAAUAUGAAUUCUAUAAUUUUAUCAUUUCAGUAUGUGGAGUAAUGGCACUCUGCAAAUUUCGGUUGCAAAUGAACGAAUCAAUACGACUGUAACCGAAGUUGACCGACACAAAAAAUUCCUGUUCGUUUCGUACUUGUUAUGUGUUAUGUUCGCCAUGAUGUUGCUGUGAAAUUGUAAUCUAAAAUAUUCAUCCCGAUGUUGGACUUAGGCCUUUAUCAAUGUAGUAAUCACACUUUCAUCAAUAGUAGAUCCCAGGGAAGCAUUUCGUGGAUACCAAAGAAAGCUUCAAACGUGUUUGAAGCUUUCGAGGCCGUAUUCAUGGAACUAUGAACCUGGACUCGUUGUCUUUUACUUUGUCACAAAUAAGUUAUUUGGUUGCAAAUUUAACAAAGAAAAAUUAUAAACAAAGUACUCAGGAAUUAUCAUACUUGGUGGCAUUAUACAGUCUCGAGGCAGAUAGACACUUGCUGCGUUGUCUCUUCUCACACAUAGACUUCAGUGCUGAGGGGAGCAAAACCAGCAGCAGCAAAGAUUUCCAUCAGAUCCAGCUGCUGGUCCAGGAGUGUGUGGCCUUGUUGACAAAGCCCACUCUCAUCUCAAACCUUUGUUACGCACUUGAUAAUCCUCUGCAUCAUCAGAAGGAAGAUAUGUGAAACAGAAAGUAUGCUACCUGACUGUUAAAAAGGCCUGUUGGUUAAAUUUCCAAAGAAAGGGGGUGUCACCAACUGCAGUAAUUGGUGAGGAAUUACAAUUGUCAGUCCCAAGUACAGUGUUCAUGCAUGUAAUACAGAACAGAAUAAGAGACCACAUUGAUACAUGUCUGCAGAGAGAACAAGUCUACUUUAGAAGCAGUCGAUUGCGCACAGACCGGAUAAACACCUUAAGGAUCAUAACUGAGCAGAGCAGUGAGUUUAUAGCAAACCUAUAUCUUGUGUUCAUAGACUUUGAAGAAGCUUUGGACUUAUUAUUAUGAUCUUGAGGAUGAAGUGAAAUUUUUAGGACUGAAGGUGAAUUCUGGGAAAUCAACAUGAAUGUCCAGAUUCAACUGCAGUUAAGCAGCAAUUAUAUUGAAGCAGUUGAAGGGUUCACAUGCCUUGGCAGUGUACUUCCAAUAGAUGGGGGGGGAGGGGGGAGGUAUUAGGCAGCAUAUUAAGAAAGCCAGUGCAGCAUUUGUCCAGCUGAACCCAGUGUGGAGAGCCAGGGAGAUCACAACUACUAUACUUCAAAUUUUAAGAAAAAAUGUCAAAAUUCUUUAUCUCUGUGGCUGUGAAACCUGGGAAGGCACCUCUGAUAUCACCAGUAGAAUCCAAGUCAUCAUAAAAUCCUCCACGUUUUUUGGCCAACUGUAAUAUGUAAUGAAGAACCAGUCGCAAUCCAUAUUAAACACAGAAAGUGGAGAUGGAUCGGGUGCACACUACAAAAGAAACAGGACACGGUCGAGAAGCAAGCACUCUACUGGAACCAACAGGGUAAAUGAAAAUGAGGAAGACCAAAAAUGAAUUGGCGGUGAAGUGUGGAGGAAGAGGUGAGGAAAGAUCUGGAGGCAGCUGAGAACCUCAGCCAGGAAUAGAAUUCAUUGGUGCUGCUUUGUAGAGGCCCUGUGAUCUGGAAAAGAGCAAUAGGACUAAAGGAAAACAAAAGCUAUUUUUCUUGCCUUAUUUUUUUCCAAUAUCCAUCACCAUUGUAGGCAUAUCAUUAUUUAUAUAUUUAUAUGUGCCUUUUCCACAUUAACCUUUUAAUUCCACUUUCUCCUGUACCUGUAUUAUAUAAGUGUCAGUUUCAUGUUUGUUUAUUUGUUUUCUGGCACUUACACAUGAGAUGUUUAAGUGGAUGUGGAUCAUGGGACAAACUAUGU